Messenger RNA from Westerdykella ornata, 1734 nucleotides. Its product is annotated as P-loop containing nucleoside triphosphate hydrolase protein. Lineage: Eukaryota; Fungi; Ascomycota; Dothideomycetes; Pleosporales; Sporormiaceae. Gene Ontology annotation, biological process: transmembrane transport. Gene Ontology annotation, cellular component: membrane. The transcript has a single exon. The coding region runs from base 1 to 1734 and encodes 577 amino acids. Gene Ontology annotation, molecular function: ABC-type transporter activity; ATP binding; ATP hydrolysis activity. The record is from RefSeq and is a predicted model, not a curated record.
AUGCGACACCUACUGCCCUACCUCUGGCUUAAAAACAACCGGAAGUUCAAUGCCUGUAUGGGUCUCCGGAUUGCCAUCGUCGUCGCAGGGCGGUACCUGAACGUACAGAUCCCGAAACAGGUCGGCAAGAUUGUAAACCACCUCACAACUGGAUCGCAUAAAAUUCCGUGGAAAUCCGUCGUCCAAUGGGUCUGCUUUAAUCUUCUCUCGAGCGACUUCGGUCUCGAUGGGAUCGAGAAUUUGGCGAGCACAUACACGGCGGGUGCUUCAUACCAAGAACUAGCGGUGUUCCUCUUCAACUUUAUCCUGAAUCUUGGGAUGCGUUUUCAUUCCAAGAAAAACACUGGGGAAAUCAUAAAAUGUCUCGAUCAGGCUCAGCUACUCACUCAGGUGGUCGACCUUGUUCUCUUCCAAAUCUUCCCCGUGGUCGGCGAUCUGAUCAACACCAUGGUGUACAUAGCGUCCGAUUUUGGCGCACACCUGAUGAUUUCGCUAUUAUGCAUGGUUAUAAUCUAUGUCUGGCUCAGUGUCUCUCUCGCAGUUUGGAUCAAUCCAAAGCGCCGCGCCUUGGCAGAGGCAGAGCGCGCGACGACUUCGAUCGCAACAGAAACAAUAUCAAACUAUCGAAUCGUGUCUUAUUUUGGCAAGGAAGCAUAUGAGCGGGACCAAUAUACCAAAGCCAUCAAAACCAAUGUCGAUGCGCGGUACCGCUGCAUGUUUCGCGUAUACAUUGGAAAAGCCCUCCAGGAUAUCGUUGUAACUGCCGGAUACUUUCUGGUUGCUAUCUUUGUCCUUUGGCACGUUGUGUCCGACGAGAAGCCCGUUGGGGAUUUUGUGCGCUUCUUAAUGCACUGGGAAAACAUACGAAAGCCUCUUAAAAUCAUCAAGCGGUCAUGGGACAAUAUAACGGCCUCGAUUACUAUCGCCGAAAAAUCCGUUGAGUUACUCAAUACAAGGCCUUCCGUAGUUGAAACUGAACAUGCAGAGGAACUUUCCAAUGGUCCUGGCGAGGUUAUAUUUAACGACGUCACAUUCGAACAUAUCGACGGCAAACAUACCCUCCAAGGCGUAAGCUUCGUAGCCAAACCAGGCGAGACAAUUGCUAUCGUGGGCGAAAGUGGCAGUGGAAAGUCUACAAUUGGGGACCUCCUCUAUCGACAAUACGAUGUUACAGCAGGAUCAAUCACCAUAGAUGGCCAAGAUAUCCGCUCCGUAAGGCCAGAUAGCCUAAGAGAGGCCCUUGGAUUAGUGCCUCAAGAUUGCGGCCUGUUCAACACCUCCAUCUUCGAAAACGUCCGGUAUGGGCGCUCUGGUGCCAACAAGGACGAGGUUAAGGAAGCCUGCAAAGCGGCCGCUAUCCAUGACAAAAUAAUGUCCCUUCCAGGGGGCUACAGCUUUAAGGUUGGUGAGAAGGGGAACCUAUUGUCAGGUGGCGAACGUCAACGCAUCGCCAUCGCCCGCCUUCUACUCAAGGACCCCAAGAUUGUGAUUUUGGAUGAACCCACCUCCGCAGUUGAUGCCAAAACUGAGGCCCAGGUCCAAGAGAUGUUUGAGCACCGUUUCGCCAACCGCACGACAUUUGUGGUAGCGCAUCGUCUCUCCACCAUUGUACGAGCCGACAAAAUAUUGGUUAUGUCGAAGGAUGGCAGGAUAAUUGAGCAAGGAAAGCAUGAGGAGUUGUUGCAGAAUCCUGAAGGAAAGUAUACUGGGUUAUGGUCUCAGCAGAUAUCUUAG